Alosa alosa (allis shad) is the source of this 2929-nucleotide messenger RNA. It is a transcript of the gene serinc3, whose product is annotated as serine incorporator 1. Bases 205 to 1659 code for a protein of 484 amino acids. Gene Ontology annotation, cellular component: membrane. The record is from RefSeq and is a predicted model, not a curated record. Lineage: Eukaryota; Metazoa; Chordata; Actinopteri; Clupeiformes; Clupeidae. The transcript is spliced from 10 exons.
CUAGCGUUGCGCAUGGUUUGUCAGGGGUAGGAAGUGUCCAUUGUAAAUCUAGAAAAUAUGGGUAACACGUUAAGUGGAACUAAAUGAGACACUGAGCGAAACAGUUGGCAGCUAUAUUGACAACAGGAGAACUAGAUCGACUCUGGUGGUAUCGAAGCAAUAAAAACAGACUUUGACUUGUGCGCCUUGGCGUAAAGGUGGACGAUGGGAGCCGUACUAGGGGCCUUUUCUGUCGCAAGCUGGAUUCCAUGUUUGUGCAGUGGUGCAACGUGCCUCAUGUGUAGAUGUUGCCCACGCAGCAAGAACUCUAUUGUGACGCGCAUCAUCUAUGCCUUCAUCCUGUUGCUAGGCACCAUCGUUGCCUGCAUCAUGCUGUCGCCGGGGGUGGACCAGCAGCUGAAGAAGAUACCUGGCUUCUGUGAAGGGGGAGCCGGCUCGAGUAUCCCAGGCAUCCAGGCCGGUGUAAACUGUGAGAUUUUUGUGGGCUAUAAGUCGGUGUACCGUGUGUGCUUUGGCAUGAGCAUGUUCUUCCUGGCCUUCUCCCUGCUCAUGAUCAACGUGAAGAACAGCAGGGACCCCAGAGCGGCUGUGCAUAAUGGGUUCUGGUUCUUUAAGAUUGCUGCUAUUGUGGCGAUAACUGCUGGUGCCUUCUACAUUCCGGAGGGGCCUUUCACUCGCACAUGGUUUGCUGUGGGAGGCUGCGGAGCCUUCUGCUUCAUCCUGAUCCAGCUGGUUCUGCUUGUUGACUUCGCUCACUCCUGGAACGAGUCCUGGGUGGACAAAAUGGAGAGGGAGAAUGCCAGGGCCUGGUAUGCGGCCCUGCUCUCAGUGACUGCACUCAACUACGUCCUGUCUGCUGUGGUCAUCGUGCUGCUCUACGUGUUCUACACCCAGCCAGAGGCCUGUGCCCUCAACAAGUUCUUCAUCAGCUUCAACAUGCUGCUCUGCGUCGUGGCCUCCGCAGUGUCCAUACUGCCAAAAGUGCAGGAAUCUCAGCCGAGAUCUGGACUUCUCCAGUCUUCCAUCAUCACCCUCUACACCAAUUACCUCACGUGGUCUGCCAUGACUAAUGCCCCAGACCGCACUUGCAACCCCAGCCUGUUGAGCAUCAUCCAGCAGAUGGCGGCCCCCACCAUCGCCCCCCUGGAGGUGGAGAACCAGACUGCGGUCGUCAUCAUCGGCACGGAGGAGCCCGUCCCCUCCUCCCCCUACCUGCAGUGGUGGGACGCCCAGAGCAUUGUGGGCCUGGCCAUCUUUGUCCUCUGCAUCCUGUACUCCAGUAUACGGUCAUCCAACACUAGCCAGGUGAACAAGCUGACCCUGGCCUCCAACGACUCCUCCAUGAUGGAGGAGAGCUCCACGGGGAUCCCUGAGGACCCAGAGGUGGAGAGCGAGGCUCCCCGGCGUGUGGAAGACAACGAGAGGGAGACGGUCCAGUACAGCUACUCUUUCUUCCACUUCAUGCUGUUCCUGGCCUCCCUGUACAUCAUGAUGACCCUUACCAACUGGUACAGUCCCAGUGCAGACUACAAUGCCAUGACCAGCAAGUGGCCCACUGUAUGGGUGAAGAUAACCUCCAGUUGGGUGUGUCUGGCCCUCUAUAUGUGGACACUAGUGGCUCCAAUGAUCCUCACAAACCGAGACUUUUCUCCCAGCUAACAUGUUACUUCUAGAGUUUUCUAGAGUUUUCUCCCAACUGUCAGGAUCACUGGAUGUCACUUAAUUUUGUACAUACUAAGGUAUAAGUAAUUUAUUGUGAUUUUGUUUCCAAAUGUGUAAUCAUUUUCUGUUUAUUUUUGUGAAGGACUAGACACCGUUGUUUUAACUUCAGUUAUGUUUUUUUUUUUACCUUUGCACUGACUAAUUCAGACAAUAUGUGUCAUGAUGUUCUGGGAUGAGUUUCAGAGUUGGACCAAGCUCUUAAUGUAAGUUUUUCCUUAACAAAAUGUAACACAUUUUUGUAAAGUACUUUGAAUAAUGGCCUAUUUGAUACAAGUUCUCCUUGUACAAGCCAAAUGGUUGGGUUUGUUGGUUUGUUUUUAGUAGAAUUAGUAGAUCCAAAGAAAGCUGCCAAAGUGCAGGUUUUUAUCGUAUUUCACUCCAUCACUCGAACACUGGGUCCCAUUCCAUUCACAAGUCCUCACAGACCGUCAAAUGCUCAACUUGCAUCUCUUUGUGCACUUACUCCAAAGACAGUAUUGGUUAAAAGUCAAAAUCAUAUUUUAUUUAAUAGACUGUGAUACAGUAUACAGUAUCUACUUGAUUAUUUACUUUUGAAUGGUUAAUGCUUUCAAAUCGUAAUGUAAUGCAGACUCAUGUUGCUAUCAUAUUUUAGCCACUGUAGUUUGCCAAUAUGCCUUUUUCACCUUACCUUUGAGUGUAUGCUUUAUGUUGUGAAUAACAAAGAAAUGUAAAACUAGAUAAUAUCGAUUGUAGAAAAAGUAUUUUAAAACUUAAAGCUAUUUGAUGGUGAAAUGUCUAUACUUCUGCCAAAAAUCUGUUGAACACUGAAACACUCUGAACUUUUUGUUGGUUUGGCACAUUUGCAGUUUUUCUCAGUCGUUUUGGCACAUUUCUCAAAUCCGUAUACAAUUUCUCAAAACUUCUUGUUUAAUCUUAACAUCAUCUAGUCAUUUGUGCACAUAACAGAAUUUUUGUUUUUUUUACAGUUAGCCAGAAAGUGUUAGUAAGCCUCAAUGUUGUUGUUGUAAAUAUUAGAAAUGAUAACUGCACUGAAUGAGUGAAACAAUCCACUGUGCCAGUUAUAAUUGCUCAGUAAAUUAUACAUGCAGGGAAGCCCUGAAGAGGUCUCAUUUAUAUCAGUCAAUAUAGAAUGGCUAUAAAGAUGAAUGAAUGUGUGAAGUCAAAAUAGAAUGGCUAUAAGGAUGAAUGAAUGUGUGAAGGAAAUAAAUGAGAAGGUUCAAACAGA